Schizosaccharomyces cryophilus OY26 is the source of this 2377-nucleotide messenger RNA. Its product is annotated as vacuolar sorting protein Vps33. The record is from RefSeq and is a predicted model, not a curated record. Lineage: Eukaryota; Fungi; Ascomycota; Schizosaccharomycetes; Schizosaccharomycetales; Schizosaccharomycetaceae. The transcript is spliced from 4 exons. Gene Ontology annotation, biological process: vesicle-mediated transport; intracellular protein transport. Bases 355 to 2136 code for a protein of 593 amino acids. Gene Ontology annotation, cellular component: fungal-type vacuole; CORVET complex.
CUUCAAUUGAAUGACUGACUUUCAUGGACUUAUGGUUUAAUUACUGAAGAGCAUGCUUGGUCAAGGUACGCUUCUGAAUCCUUUCUUUUUCAAAAAGAAUAAAUCUUUUUAACUAAAAAUAAAACCUUGUCUUUUAUAAUACUCCAAAUUUCAAACCAAUUAAGUCUGUUGUGCUACUGAACAGAAUCUUGUAAUAAGCAGUAGCACUGAAACAGCAUGGCAUAAAUCAAAAGUUAAAGGAUGGAAUAAAAUACCAAAUCUAUAAACUGCGCUUAAACUGGAUGCGCUCAAUUGCUUUCGUUCUGACUGCACAGCGUUCCUUACUUUUACCACUUGGGCUAGCUUAAUGAUUCAAUGAGCAAGGACGCAAAAGAAUCAGCCAGAUUUUAUUUAUUAGAUCUUAUAGACUCUAUUGCAGGAAAGAAAAGCCUGUUAUUAGAACGGGAGUUAUCAGGCAUUUUAGGGCAAGUUAUUACGACUAAUACUCUUCAAGAACAUGGGAUUCCUCAAGUAUUUUGGUUUGACAAAAAUAUUCCUCAAGAAUUAGACCAGAAAGUCAUCUAUUUAUGUCGACCCACGUAUGAGAAUGCCAGAUUAGUUUCUGCUCAUGUUCGGCAACAUCAGCGGAAUAUGAACCAAACUGAAAAUACUGUUAUUUUACUUCCGGAUACAAAUGUUCUGUUUGAGACAGUGCUUCAAGAAGAGGGUGUUUUCGGGGAAUUGGUUAUAAUGGAAUGGUCGCUACACAUGGUACCUUUGGAUGAGGACCUUUUGUCUUUAGAACUGAAACCUGGUGCUAAAGAGGAUAGUUUGCUUAAGUCUUCUGUCAGAGCUCUGGUUAACUUUGAGUCACAUAACGGGCGAUUUCCUCGAGCAUCUGGUCGUGGUUCCAAUUCAGCUAAACUUAUCGAGAUCUGGGAUAAGUGGUACCAAGAAGAAGCUAUAAAUAACGCAAGAAAAGAUGAAGUUGAUUUUUCUACUUCUUAUGAUAGUGUCUUAAUUAUGGAUCGUACAAUGGAUUGGGUAACUCCGUUUCUCACUCAGUUAACAUACUUUGGUCUUUUAGACGAAGUACUAGGAAUCGAUCAGAUGAACGUAAAACUUCCCCCGAACUUAGUAAGUCGAAAUGAAAAUUCGUCUUCCGGAACACACAAGAAAUUCUCCUUAAGUUCAUCGUAUAGUACGAUCACAAAGGAUGUUAAAGAUGUAAACUUCAAUUGCAUUGGCUCCUACUUGGGAAAAAUUGCUCGAAAACUUUCAAGUGAUUAUGAAGGCCGCCGUCAGGCUAAAACAGUGAAUCAGAUUCGCGAUUUUGUGUCGAAAUUGGGUUCUUUGCAGUCAGAACACACUUCAUUAAAUAUACACACUGGACUCGCUGAAUUAAUGAUGCAGCAUGCAAAGAGUAGUACCUUUCAGAAAAUCUUACAAAUACAACAAUCACUUGUUUCUGGCGCUGAACCUUCCAGUCAAUUUCCUUUACUAGAUCAGUUGAUUUAUACAGAUGUACCUGUUGAAGAAGUGUUCCGUAUCCUCUGUUUAGCUAGUAUCGUUUCAACAGGGCUAAAGCAGAGAGAUAUAGAUUAUUACCGAAAAGAAAUUGUUCAGACUUAUGGAUAUAAGAAUUUAUUGACCUUUCAACGUCUAAUUGACGUUGGGCUGUUACGUGUUCGACCCUCAAGCAAUAUUUCUUUGCAAAGGUCUUUCUCAUAUACCACUUGGCUUAACAGCUAUCCAUUGAUUAAUGAAGAAGUUGAUGAACAGCAUCCUUCGGACAUCUCUUAUACCUACAGUGGAUACGGGCCCUUGUCUGUGCAUAUGUCUUAUGAUAUUUUGCAAAACAGAGACAAUCCUGAGAAACUAAGGGAACUAAAAAACCUCCCCGGUGAAUACGUAGAUAGAUGGUUUAAGCAGCAAGAUAAAAAUGUUACUCGAACGUUUACGAGAGGAACGGAUAAAAAGAGAAAAAUCCUUGUUUUUUUCCUGGGAGGCUGCACGUUUACUGAACUUUCAGCAUUCCGUUUAUUGGCUGAUAAAUUUGAAAAUUUCGAAUUUACUUUCAUGACUACAGGCAUGAUUACUGGUGGUAAAGUUGUACAGUCCUUUAUGCCACCUAUCCAAACUCUGAUUGAUGAGUAAUGUCUACUAAUUAAUCGUCUCUAAUAAAAAACAUUGCGAUUGAUUAAUGAAAUAAUGCUUUAAGAAACGCAGAUUUAGGCGACCUUCAGGAAGUCUAUUCACGGAUUCACGACGAUAGUAGUUAAAAAGUUCAUCCUUAGAAGCAAACUAAUUUGAAUAUGAAAACAAGUACUAAAUUCCAUCUGCUAGUUGUCUAUAGUUAUUAUUAUAAUUUGUCUGUCCUAUUGUUUAUAGUAUUAUG